UCUCUUCCCCUUUUCUCUUCAUUUCUCUCAAAAAUUUCCUUGUAUUAUCUUCUUCCAAGUAACUACAUAAAACUUAGUUUUCUCCUUCUAGAACCGUUUCCGUACUCCUAUAUUAUAUAAUAACACCUUGUUAUCCUUUCAAUUUAGAAUAAUUGAUCAAAUCACUUUGUUGCCGGUCAGAGCCCAAGCUAGCUUCAAUUAUUUUAUAAUCAUCAUCAACUUUCCACUUCCUCUUCUUCAUCAAUAUAUCCGCUCAUAUUCUCUCGAUUACUUCUUCAUGGAAAAUAGACCAAGUGUGAGGAAGGGUACUAACAGUAGUACAACAAAUAAGUACUCUAUUCCUAAGAAAAUAUCUAAACCAGUCAAAGUUGUUUAUAUAUCAAACCCUAUGAAGGUGAAAACAAGUGUUUCUGAGUUCAGAUCUUUGGUUCAAGAGCUCACGGGCCGCGAUUCUGAUAUAUCAUCCAGAUCUUUUGAUAGGUCAAGAUUCACGGAUUCUAAUGAAAUCGAUAACUUUCAAACUGUUCCACAUGACAAUCAUCGAUCUGAAAACAUGAAAGUCAAUUUAGCAAGGACUAAUACUAAUGAUAAUAUUAAUCAUCAGCAACAACAACAAUAUGGUGAUUUUACAGAAGAGGUUCUUGGGUUUGAUUACCCUAGUUGGAUGAGCACAUCAUCUGAUUCUUCAUCAUCAAUAUUUGAACCUCUUGAUGAUGUAUUUGUCUCUCGAGUGAUGGAGAGUAUGAACGGGGUUUUGCCCUUAACCCCAUUGAUGGAAGUUCAACCAACAUUUGGUGGAUUUUAGUCAACCCUUGAUGCAGUAGUACUGGUGUAAAGUAUAAACUAGUAAUUAUUUAUACAUGCUUUUUCGUUUACUAGCUCGUACAUGUAAUUAACUAUAUAUUAUUAAGUGUUCGUUUCUAUAGUUAUGCAUUCUUAUUGGUAUUUCUUGUUAACUAGAAACUUUUUAUUUUU
This is a messenger RNA of Papaver somniferum (opium poppy), 975 nucleotides long. RefSeq lists its product as uncharacterized. The coding region runs from base 278 to 805 and encodes 175 amino acids. Lineage: Eukaryota; Viridiplantae; Streptophyta; Magnoliopsida; Ranunculales; Papaveraceae. The transcript has a single exon. The record is from RefSeq and is a predicted model, not a curated record.